ACUGGUGAGUGGCGAAUGAUAAAAAUUGUAAACCCAGAGAGAGAGAGAGAGAGAGAGAGAGAGAGAGAGGGCGGGUGAGGGUUGGUGACAAUAGCAGGCACAGCAUGGAGCAGGAACCUUCGCCGGAAAGCUCGAGCCGGAGUGUGGCCGGAGACGGCCUAAACGGCGUCAGAUUAUAUGGAUUCUCGGCGGAUUACGAGUACCUGGCGGCGCCGAUGCGGAGCUUUAGAGGUUCGUCGCUUUGCCCUUGGGAUGCGUCGCCGUCAGGAAUAUUGGAGACGGCGGAGGCUCGAGCGCUGGCUGCCUCCAGAAACCACAAGGAAGCAGAGAAGCGGAGGAGGCAGCGAAUCAAUUCGCACCUCGACAAGCUUCGUAGCCUUCUCUCCUGUGAUUCUAAAACGGACAAGGCGUCUCUGCUCGCAAAAGUGGUCCAGCGCGUGAGAGAGCUGGAACAGCAGACCUCAGAGCUCACCCAGCUUGAAACCACCCCCUCGGAGACCGACGAGGUCACCGUACUCUCCGGCGACGGCGCUGGGUCGACGUUCAAAGCGUUGCUGUGCUGCGAGGACCGGUCCGAUCUCAUCCCUGACAUAAUCGAAACCCUCAAAUCGCUGCGCCUGAAGACGCUGAAGGCGGAAAUGGUGACCCUCGGCGGACGAAUCCGGAACGUGUUGAUUGUCGCCGGAGACGACGAAAGCCCCGCCGACACCGUGUCGGUGCACUUCCUGCAGAACGCGUUGAAGUCGCUGUUGGAGCGUUCGAAUUCCGGCAUCCUCCGAUCGAAAAGGCGGCGCUUUUAACAAACUACUCCUUGCUUUUCCGUGCAACAGAAGAAGAAAGAAAAAGUAGACGAGUUGGUGAAAAUGUAAGUAGUAAGUUGUAUGUUUGAUUUGAACUGUUCAAGUGCAUGAGUUCUCUGAUGGAGGAAGGGAAGAGACUUAAAUUAGGAGCUGUUGCUGAUGAGUUUGAAUAGAGAAUGGAGCAGGUUGGGUGGGGUUUUAGUUGAAGGGUUUUUAGAAUGAAGCUUCUAAGAAUACAGCAUUGAAGAACGAAGACUGCACAAGCGGAGAGAGAGAGAGAGACAUUAGUUGUCACAAGAAUCAAGAGAGAGAGAGACAUUAAUUGUCACAAGAAUCAAGAAAGAUAUAUUUUCUCUGCUGCAUUCUGAAGCUUUUCUUGUCUCAAUCUCAAAGUUUCGGUAUGAAUUCUCAACAUUGAACAGCUCCUGCCAAAUGGGAUCAGGUUUUAACUAUAUAUAUCCUAUGCAAUCUUUGUUUUUUCUUCUUAAAAAAAUUCACUCCGACCCCCACCCCACCCUUCAUGCAUGGGAGGAUUGAUUUGUCAUCCACAAUUUCCCAUUUCACAUUUUCCUUCACCCUGUGACCUCCCUUCGUUCUACUUUAUUCAUAGACUAGCUAGCUUGGAAUGGGUUCAUUUCUGAUCACAAACACAUUGCCCACCUGUUUUACUUUACAAAAUUGUUAGGCCAAGAUGUGAUGGCAAUCUAGCUUGCAUGAGAAAUUCUCGGGAUAUGAAUCUGAGUCACAGUCCAUUUAUUACAACCUAAGGUGAUUGAAUGAAGUGCCCAUUGUCAUCUA
Malania oleifera is the source of this 1598-nucleotide messenger RNA. Its product is annotated as transcription factor bHLH106-like. Gene Ontology annotation, biological process: regulation of DNA-templated transcription. NCBI's taxonomy places the organism in Eukaryota, Viridiplantae, Streptophyta, Magnoliopsida, Santalales, Ximeniaceae. The transcript is spliced from 2 exons. The record is from RefSeq and is a predicted model, not a curated record. Bases 105 to 800 code for a protein of 231 amino acids. Gene Ontology annotation, molecular function: DNA-binding transcription factor activity; protein dimerization activity.